Thamnophis sirtalis is the source of this 1215-nucleotide messenger RNA. The record is from RefSeq and is a predicted model, not a curated record. NCBI's taxonomy places the organism in Eukaryota, Metazoa, Chordata, Lepidosauria, Squamata, Natricidae.
CGAUUCCCGGCUGGCCAGCCCGCCCGCCCAGCAGCUCCAGUUUUGCCGGAGGACGCUGCCUUCUUGCUGGAGAGGGAGAAAAAAGCAGAAGCGCGAAGCGGAGGCGCUGCCUCCCCAGCCCCUCCAGACCAUGCCCUUCGCCCCAGCCAAAGUAGCCACCCGGCUGAGCCAAGGAAUCACCGCCAAAAGGGCAGCCGUGGCACUGUUGCUGGCAGCCUAUGGGGCCAGGAAGCUGUACCCCAUCCUGCGGAGGCAGUGGGCUGCCUCGGUCCUCCAGGUGGAUGCAGAGACCGCCAGCCCCAGGGAGUCAAAUGCAAAGUGGGGGGAACUCGAGGUGGACGGUGCAUCAUCAUCAUCAUCACCCCCUGGGGUGAACAAGGUGUUUUUCCUCCGCCUCCUGCGUCUCCUGAGGUUGCUGUUCCCGGGGCCACUCUGCCGGCAGACCGGACUCCUGGCCUUGCAUUCAGCUGCCCUUGCUAGCCGCACCUUCCUCUCGGUUUACGUGGCCCAGCUGGACGGGCGCUUGGCCCGCUCCAUUGUCCGUAAGAACCCACGGGACUUUGCGUGGCAGCUUCUCCAGUGGCUCCUCAUUGCCCUGCCGGCUACUUUUGUCAACAGUGCCAUUCGGUACCUGGAAGGACAACUGAGCCUGGCCUUCCGUGGAUGCUUAGUGGACCAUGCCUACCGGCUCUACUUUGAGGGUCAGACCUACUACCGGGUCAGCAACAUGGAUGGGCGGUUGCGUAACCCGGACCAGUCGCUCACCGAAGAUUUGGUGGCCUUCGCUAAUGCCGUGGCCCACCUCUACUCAAACUUGACCAAGCCUGUCCUUGAUCUCAUUGUGACUUCCUAUACCUUGGUCAGUUCCGCUAGAUCCAAGGGGGCUGACACAGCCUGGCCCUCGCUUAUUGCCGGUUUGGUGGUCUGCAUCACUGCCAAGGUGCUACGUGCCUGUUCGCCAAAGUUUGGCCAACUGGUGGCCGAGGAAGCACGCCAGAAAGGAGAGCUGCGCUACAUGCAUUCUCGGGUGGUGGCCAAUUCCGAAGAGAUUGCCUUCUACGGUGGGCAUAAGAUUCAGAGGCGGUGAAACAAGCGGCGCUGGAAAUGGACGAGCAAGAAUUGGUAAGCUUGAGGACCGAGGCUUUUACCACAGCACGGAGUCUCUUGGCCGCAGGAGCUGAUGCCACCGAGAGGGUCAUCUCUUCCUACAAAGAG